Messenger RNA from Cuscuta epithymum, 3814 nucleotides. The record is from the annotation of a GenBank genome assembly. NCBI's taxonomy places the organism in Eukaryota, Viridiplantae, Streptophyta, Magnoliopsida, Solanales, Convolvulaceae.
GAAUACUACAGCGUUUUUUGGUUGUAAAUUGUAGCUUCGUUCAUGUCCGAGUGUCUGUGUACGUGAUAGUUUCGAUUGGGGAAAACAAUUGUAUAAAGCCUACAUUCAGAUUCAAUCCAACCUCUCUCCUAUUCGCAAAAUUCGAUAAAAAGAUAUUUUUAAUUGUUCCAUUUAGAAAGAAACUGUUUUCCUGGCGGCGUAUACAAUCUAAUUCAAUUUGUUUUCUCCAUCUACCCAAGGAAACUUCUGAGCUGAUAAACUUGGGGGGUGCUCGAAGUUAUUACAGUUAUUUUCAUCCAUUUCUGGAAUUUGUGACGGGUGUGAUGAAUAGUACGAAUUUGAUGAGUUGAUCUGAGAGUAAUUGAGGGAUUGAGUAAAAGGAAAAUGGCGGGACAGGGUCCAAAUAUGGAGCAAUUCGAAGCAUACUUUCAAAGAGCAGAUUUGGAUCGGGAUGGUCGGAUCAGUGGAGCUGAAGCUGUUUCUUUUCUCCAAGGUUCAAAUCUACCGAAACAGGUUCUAGCUCAGGUAUGGAUGCAUGCUGAUCAAAGCCAUAGUGGCUUCCUUAGUCGCGGGGAGUUUUAUAAUGCUCUGAAACUAGUGACAGUGGCACAGAGCAAGCGAGAGUUAACGCCAGACAUUGUCAAGGCAGCCUUGUUUGGUCCUGCUUCAGCCAAAAUCCCAGCGCCACAAAUAAAUGUUGCAGCCAUACCUGCACCCCAGUCAAAUUUUAUUGGUUCUGCACGGCCUGCACCUGCACCUGCACGGCCUGCACCUGCACCUGCAACACAGUUACAUUCAGUUGGCGCUGCAACUACAUCACAGUCACAUUCAUUUGGCGCUGCACCUGCACAACAUAUGAGAAUGGUUGCACCUCAGAUGGGUGCUCUUGCUCCAACUGCUUCUCAAAAUCUCGGGUUCAGAGGGCAGACACCACAGAGCCAGCAGUACCUCCCAUCUCAAGGUAGCCAUCUGAUGAGGCCUCCUCUUCCCGUGACUUCUGGUGUUACAUUUCAACCUCAGCAUGGUGCUGCUGCUGCGAAUUUCCCUAAGGGCGGUGGAGCAGCUACUUCCAGCCCUUUGACCCUGCAUGAUGCUUUUGCCGGGGUCACCAGUGGACCAACUACACAUACACCUGAUAGAGGAAUUACUCAAUCAAGUACUCUAGUUGCAUCAAGAUCUCUGGACUCACUGUCAACUUCUGCCUCGACAGCAGCCAAGGAUCCUAAUGGUUUAGUGACCCAUCGGGACAAGAAUGCUUCUGACUCAAUGUUAGGAGGAGAAUCCUUUUCUGUAUCUAAAAAUUUGCAUAGACAGGGUUCUGAUCCUACCUUUUCAGCAACUAGUGCACUUGUGUCCACUACUGUGGGUCAUGUUACUCAAGCGCCAUUGUCUUCUGGUAAGGCUGACCCUUUUGAGGCAUUGCAAAGUACUUUUGCCAGGCCAUCUACUGGUAGUCAGCCACAGUCGACACAAACAACACCAAAAAAUAGUCAACAACAUUCUGUUCAAUCAAUAUUGCCACCUUCAUCAUCUGUAACUCCAGCAGGUGCUUCGAGUUCUACACCAGAGCAGCCACAUGCUUCUUGGCCAAAAAUGACUCGGCCUGGUGUUCAGAAGUAUGCAAAAGUGUUCAUGGAAGUGGACACCGAUAGGGAUGGAAGAAUCACUGGGGAACAGGCACGAAAUUUGUUUUUGAGCUGGAGGUUGCCAAGAGAGGUCUUAAAGCAGGUAUGGGAUUUGGCUGAUCAAGAUAAUGAUAGCAUGUUAUCUUUGAGGGAGUUCUGCAUUGCUCUCUAUUUGAUGGAGCGAUACAGAGAAGGUCGGUCCAUUCCCUCAACACUUCCUAAUAGUGUAUUACUUGAUGAGACUCUGAUAUCCUUAGCCGGUCCUCCAAGUGUUUCUUAUGGAACUGCUGGCUGGGGGCAAACACCUGGCAUGAGACCUCAUCAAGCGUUGCCUGGUCCACAGCCAAACUUACACACUGGUCUAAGGCCCCAGAUGCAGAACGUGACUUCCCAGCCUCACGGACCACUGGAUAUCGAUAAGCAAAAUGGUAAACCUUUAUCCACACAGAAUUCUAUUCCACAUCAGUUAAGCAAUGGGGAGGAGCAGAACACAUUAGAGUCGAAAGGGGAAGCGGAAGGAGAUAAUAAGGUCGAAGAUAAGGAGAAGGUGAUAUUGGAUUCCAGGGAGAAAUUGGAAUACUAUAGGACAAAAAUGCAGGACCUUGUUCUUUACAAGAGUAGAUGUGAUAACCGCCUCAAUGAGAUAAUGGAAAGGGCUUUAGCUGAUAAACGAGAGGCCGAGUUGCUCCAAAAGAAAUAUGAAGAGAAGUACAAGCAAGUUGCUGAAGUCGCUUCUAAAUUAACUAUUGAAGAAGCUUCUUUUCGUGACAUCCAGGAAAGGAAGCUUGAAUUACAACAAGCGAUCAUGAAAAUGGAACAAGGUGGCAGUGCAGAUGGUAUUCUUCAGGUUCGCGCGGACCGCAUUCAAUCUGAUCUCGAGGAGCUUUUGAAGGCUUUGAUGGAAUGUUGUAAGAAACAUGGUGUGGACAUGAAGUCCGUUGCAUUAAUUGAACUUCCCCGUGGUUGGCAGCCAGGUAUUCCAGAAAUAUCAGCUGUUUGGGAUGAAGAAUGGGACAAAUUUGAAGACGAAGGAGUUAUGUUUGAUGUUGCUUUGCCUGCAAGUGCCAAAUCAGCAUCACAUCAGACAGAGAGUUCUCCAUCUCCAAGUUACUCCCCGAACUCCAUAAAUGCUGAGGCCAAGUCAGAAAGUCAUUUCAGUCAGGGAUUUAGCACCUUUGAAACAGAAUCAGCAUAUGCACACAGCGAGGAUGAGUCUAAAAGCCCCCAGGGCAGUCCUGCCGGUGAAAGAGCAUUUCAAAGCCCCUCCAAGGAACUCUCUGAUGAUCAUAUUGGGAGUUUCGAGACAGAUGCUGAAACAAAUCGAAGCUUUGAAGACUCUGCUUUGGGUAACUUCGACAAUAAUGAUGAUUUGGAUUCCGUAUGGGGCUUCAGUGCUAAGGAAGACUCUGAUCAUGAUAAGCAUGGGGAGAGCUAUUUCUUUGGAUCCGGUGGUUUUGGCGAAAGUCCAGUGAGAUCCCCAGCUGCUGCAGGGAGUUCUGCAUAUGGGAAAAAUAGCCCAUUUGCCUUCGAUGACUCUGUCCCUGGGUCUCCACUUUCAAGAGCUGGGAAUUCACCGCGGUAUAGUACUGGAUCAGGGGACCCUUUCGAGAGUUUCUCUAGGUUCGAUUCCUUCCGCACUAAUGAUCACAGCUCUUCUCCCCGAGGAGAAACUCUCACGAGGUUUGACUCCAUGAACAGCAUAAGUGUUGGUGACGAACAUAGUAGAGGGUUCUCUUAUGAUGAUUCUGACCCGUUUGGGUCUAGUGGUCCAUUUAAGGUCUCAGCUACGAGUCAAACCCCUAAGAAAAGUUCCGAUAAUUGGAGUGCUUUCUAGUUUAUGAUUUUUGUGCCUAGACUAUUUUUUCCCGCACAGCCUUGACAUAUGUGUUGCUGACAAUGAAUCGCGUGGCAUUUUUUGUUGUUGUAUACAAGAGUGUGAUAACAGUGGAGAGUGUAAAUUCGUGCCAUGCAAUUUCAUUGCUUUCCACUUUUUAGGAACAAUUUUUUAUCCCCCCCCCACUCCCCUCCAUUGUUGGGGUAAAAAACUAGUCAAAAAAUACUUAUACAGAACAUAAAUUUGGUGACCUACGGCCCUGCCUUGGCUUUUACACGACGUGUUUCUCAAAGGCUUCUUGUUCUUGUGUAUUCAUAAAGUUUUAUGUUCAUAAAUUUGUUGUUUUUACUGAAAA